Paramecium pentaurelia is the source of this 835-nucleotide messenger RNA. The record is from the annotation of a GenBank genome assembly. Lineage: Eukaryota; Ciliophora; Oligohymenophorea; Peniculida; Parameciidae.
AAUGGAAAUUGGAGUUCAAAAAUAAACAGAUGAGGAAAAGUAAGCAUAACCAGGAUAAUUCAAUAAAUUAGAUGAUAGUGGUGAUAAAAAGUAAACCGGAUACUGCGGAUUUCUCACAGUUGAGUAUUACUACAAUUCUAUAAUAGAUAUUAUACUCCAUAUUUUAAUGUCACAGAGACAGAUGUUAUAUAAAGAAUCAAAGCUACAUUUCUUCCUUUUCGACCAGAUUUUCUUAAUAUAACUAAAGAGAAUCCAGAUUUGUAUUAUUGUAUAUUUAUAAUAUAGAUGGGGACCAAUAUGGAUUAAUGCUACUUUAAUUUUUUUGAUUACAGCUAUAGCAAAUUUAAGAUAAGUAGAUGCAGAAAAAGAAAAUCAAUCAUUUGAGGUUGGUUAUGUUCCUUAAGCAACAGCAUUACUAUAUAUAAUUGCAUUUGGAACUCCAGUCAUUUUAGCUAUAGUAAUGAAGAUCUUAGGAGUUGACUUGAGUUUCUUCUAAACCAUUUGUUUGUAUGGUUAUUCUAUGUCAACAUUGUUGCCCAUUACAAUUUUAUGUUACUUUUAGAAUGAAUUGUUUUUGUGGUUAAUUAUAGCAUAUGGAGUUGGAAAUUCAAUAUUGUUUUUAAUUUUCAAUUUGAAAGAGUAAAAAUAUAUACCAUAAUAUUAGAGAAUUAGAUAAAUUAUAGAUUCAAAAGAAGUACAUCAUUAUUGGCAUAGUAGUUACAAUGCAAUUGUCUCUCUACUUAUUUUAUAAAUUAGUUUUCUUUUCUUAUGUAUCAGAGGGAAAAAUAGAAAUGUCAUCUGCCACAUAAGGAGAAAAACAACCUGGAAAUUGAUU